Messenger RNA from Lethenteron reissneri (Far Eastern brook lamprey), 461 nucleotides. Its product is annotated as helicase POLQ-like. Lineage: Eukaryota; Metazoa; Chordata; Hyperoartia; Petromyzontiformes; Petromyzontidae. The record is from RefSeq and is a predicted model, not a curated record.
ACAGCCAGUUUGAGAUUGGGCCUUUCUAUGGGCUUCCCACGAAGGUGCACAGCCUUCUGCAACAACAGCGUGGCAUUAAAGAGCUCUACGCCUGGCAGCACGACUGCUUGUCCCUGGACUCCGUGAGACGAGGGAAGAAUCUGAUUUACUCUUUACCGACAAGUGGCGGCAAGACGCUCGUGGCAGAGAUCCUCAUGCUGAGGCAGCUGCUCUGCAAGAGAACGGACGCUCUGCUCAUUCUUCCCUACGUUGCCAUCGUCCAGGAGAAGCUUGAAAUCUUCAUAGAGGAAUACGCGGGAAGCAAGGGGCGCAUGCCACCGCGAAAACACCGAAAGAAGAAUUCUCUCUACAUCGCCACCAUUGAGAAAGCCCACAGCCUGGUCAACGCCCUUCUAGAGGAGGGGCGCAUGAAGGAGAUUGGCCUGAUCGUUGUGGAUGAGGAUGCCAAUUAUUCUCUGUAA